This is a messenger RNA of Rhodamnia argentea, 589 nucleotides long. Its product is annotated as protein NONRESPONDING TO OXYLIPINS 2, mitochondrial. Bases 147 to 437 code for a protein of 96 amino acids. The transcript is spliced from 3 exons. NCBI's taxonomy places the organism in Eukaryota, Viridiplantae, Streptophyta, Magnoliopsida, Myrtales, Myrtaceae. The record is from RefSeq and is a predicted model, not a curated record.
CUUUCCGACCGAACGAGACGACCUGCGUUCCUUCAAAACGACAUAGUUCGUUUAGGGUUUAAGGUGUCUCUGUCUCCUCCGUCCUAAAACCCAAUGACUCGUGCUACUGUUUUCGAGGGGCAGGCUCAUGCACUGUAAAAUCAGAAAUGGCUUCCUUCUGCAGACAAGCGCUGACGAUGAGUUCGAGGUCAAUUACCUCCAAAUCCAGGUCCUCGCUCCAGAAGUCCCUAGACGAGCGGCGUAUCUCAGCUCUUCUCUGCUCAACGUCAAGAUCCACGCCCCGCCCUUCCAGUUCUAGGGUGCUUUCGGUUUUGGGCAGUGUGGAGUCGCUAAUGCCUCUCCACAGUGCCAUCGCCUCGGCUCGGCUUAAGUCGAACAUCGCCUUCGAUACUCGUUGUUGGAGCUGGCUUUCUCAGGACUUUGCAGUUCCUCGGUGACAGGGCAACUUUCUCUUCGAACCGUAGGAGCUCACUCCGAGCUGCUCUCUUUCUACUCAUCUUGGUCCCUCAACUCUUUGCCAUCUCUUUUCAAUUGUGGCCACUGCCCGUUGUAAGUGAUUAAGUUAUUCUGAGCAACAUGUUUUGUUUCU